This is a messenger RNA of Annulohypoxylon truncatum, 652 nucleotides long. RefSeq names its product yippee. NCBI's taxonomy places the organism in Eukaryota, Fungi, Ascomycota, Sordariomycetes, Xylariales, Hypoxylaceae. Gene Ontology annotation, cellular component: ubiquitin ligase complex. The transcript is spliced from 2 exons. The record is from RefSeq and is a predicted model, not a curated record. Bases 161 to 493 code for a protein of 110 amino acids.
CAACCGUUUCGCAGCCUCAUAACAAACCUCCCGCGUUCUAAAUCAAACCGGCAGACCUGAUUCGUGAUAACCUACCGAAUACUACAAUACGUCGUGAACCCUGAUCAAAUCAAUCAAUCAAUUAGUAGAACAUCUAGUCCGCGCGGAUAUCUUGGGUACAAUGGGUCUUGCGUAUAACACGUAUCUUAAUAGCAACAAGAUCUACGGAUGCAAGAACUGUAAAGCACAUCUUGCCAACCAUGAGGAGAUCAUCAGUCGAAACUUCCGUGGUCAGCAUGGUAAGGCCUAUCUGUUCAACACGGUCGUCAACAUCGACGCGGGGGAGCCGUCCGAGCGCAGCAUGACCACCGGCCGCCACAUCGUCCGGGACAUCACCUGUAAGCAGUGCAAGGAGACCGUGGGCUGGAAGUACGACCGCGCCUACGAGUCGAGCGAGAAGUAUAAGGAGGGCAAGUUCAUCCUCGAGGCCGAGCUGCUGUGUAAUGUGAGCUAGACGGCUCGUCGAUCGACCGACCUACCCGAACAGAACAGAACAGAACAAUAGAACGGUUGUCUACGUGGAAUAGUAGACAGUUGUUGGUGCUGAAGAUGCGGAUGGACGGGUGGAUGAGAAUUUGAUUUGAUUUGAUUUAUGAGCCAUGAAUUUAGCUUU